Pieris brassicae (large cabbage white) is the source of this 4618-nucleotide messenger RNA. RefSeq lists its product as uncharacterized. NCBI's taxonomy places the organism in Eukaryota, Metazoa, Arthropoda, Insecta, Lepidoptera, Pieridae. The coding region runs from base 64 to 4257 and encodes 1397 amino acids. Gene Ontology annotation, molecular function: G protein-coupled receptor activity. The transcript has 25 exons. The record is from RefSeq and is a predicted model, not a curated record. Gene Ontology annotation, cellular component: membrane.
UUAGUGCAUGCGUGUGUUUUACGAUGUUAAGUGAAAAAAUGUUCAUGUGAUUUGUGAUUUCGUAUGCCGUUUAUAGGAAAAAUGUUAACGGUGUAUUUUCUUAUGUCAUUAAUGACGGUUGUGAUUGAGCGAGUGCAAUCCCAAGAGAGAACUAACGAACAUCAAGGCCCCCAAAUAUGUGGAGGGCGGUUAAAAGGCUCCGUAGGGACGAUUCAGACGCCUAAUUUCCCCAACGCGUUCCCCGUCCCCAUCAAGUGCAAAUGGAUCAUCGAGCACGACAUAGUGAACGGCACUAUAUCUAUAUACUUCACGCAGCAGUACAUCACUAGUGGGUUGACGUUUACGGAGUAUAUGUACUAUGACGACACGUACAAGUUGGGGGAGAGGCGGGCCCUCACCGUCACCGAAGAGAACAUAACUAGGAUUAAGUGGUUGCAGGUCCAAAGUCCAGUUCUAGUGGUGGAGCUAUCUCUUGACCGACUAGAGGGUACGCAGUUGAGGGCGCUGGGGCUGCUUCAGGUGUUUGGUCUAAACGUAACCUUCGCCGUGAGGCCUCCUGCCCUUCCGUCCCCCCAGCCACAGGCGUCUUGCAGUGCUAUCGAAUGUCGACUUCUCGGACAUUGCUACGCUACAAAUGAUUAUUCGGAAUUCUUUUGCUCCUGUUUCGAAGGCUAUUCUGGUUUAGACUGCGGGAUUGGCCCUCUUUGCCCUAAAACACCGAAUAUGUGCAAGAAUGGUGGCACGUGUAGGCAAGUGGGUCCUGCGGCAGUAAGUUGCAUUUGUGCAUCGGGUUACACGGGAGACCUUUGCGAGUCAGAAAUAUCGUCACCAGAAUGUAGCGUUGAAGAAUGUUCGGAGAAUUGCAAGGAGGGGAAAACAUGUGAUUGCAGUCCAAGGGAUACUGAUCUUUCAUCAGCCCGCUUUGAAACCAGAGUACAAAUUGUUGAACAAGGAAUAAAGGACAUAUCCCAAGAAUUAGUCAAACAGAUUACGGGGUACUUACAAGCAUCGAAUAUCACUUUACACGACGAAGUGGAAGUUCUAAAUAUAAGUUCUACGGGUAAGUCUCGCACCGCCUGGGUGAGAGUUUGGAGUGCAAGGAGAGAAUCUGGAGCUGUGCGAUCAGCAUUGGCCCGUCUUGCGGUGGCGCGUGCGCCGUCAGAUGCUAGAGCACUUCGUCUAGUCCCUGAUACAUCAUAUUUACACGUACAGCCUGCUCUUACGCUACACAAAUUAAUAGUAAACCAACGUCCUGAAGUGUGGGAGGGUUCAGAGUUUAUACUCAGUUGUGUUGCGUAUGGAUCGCCAGAUAUAUCGUUUACAUGGUUUAAGGAUGGCGUGAAGAUUAAUUUUAAUGGAACUAAUAGAGAAAUCUGGACUCGUACAGUAGCAGAAGACGCGUUAGGGCGGCGUAUGUCUGUACUAGGUGUUUCAGAAGCAAAUAAAUUAGAUAGUGGGAAAUGGUCAUGCGCAGCUGAUGAUGCGGGAAGACGACGAUGUAGUGCCUUACGGAUAACUAUACUUAAUCCGCCUGAUAUAAGGCUAAUGCCAUCGACGUUGACUGUUAAUAAGGGAGACAAUGUGAGUAUUACAUGCCUUGCUGGAGCGGGACGGGUGCACGGUGCCCUAGGGUUCAGUUGGGCAAGAGAACGUGGUUUGCUCCCUCUUGUACCAGGAAGGGAACUCUGGGAAGAUCUUUACCCAGCAGGGAGCUUGCUUAGACUGUUUAAUAUACAGAAAUCUGGUGAAUUUCGUUGCCAAGUGUCUUCAGUUGCUGGUACCAAUUCGAAGUCUAUAAACGUAUGGACGUUAGGGGCGAUGGACGAUGCGUGUGAUACUGACACAUCUCAUGGUCUCCGUUGGGCUAGAACAGCUCCUGGAGCCAAUGCUAUAGCGAACUGUCCGCCUGGAUACAUUGGGGAAACUAGUAGGUUUUGCGAGCCGAAAACAACACAACACAGCGUGAAAUGGAAUUUACCAAAUUUUUCGGGCUGCAUUGCAGAGUCGUUGCGAAGCAUUUAUGAAGAGUUUAUCAGAAUUUCCUAUGGUUAUUCAUGGGAAUUGAUUCAAAAUAUAGCGAGGCAGUAUGGGGCUGUACUCGCAUCUCUGCCAGCCUUACCAGGGUCAGCCAGUCUCCCCCUUGAUCAUUCUAUACAAAUGCUGAACUUUCUACGUUCACCAGCCUCUAAAGGCGCUGAGAGAAUUAGCAGUACUGAGCCAUUGUUACAGAUUUAUGACACGUUGUUGAGGCACCCCGAUGCUUUUUUGGAUGAAGAGAAAAUCUAUAAACUGCAGAAUGCAAUAGCAGAUACAGCAUCACUGAGGACAAAUUUUGAGAAAAACUACCAAGAGUUUUUCGUGAAAACCCAUCCAGUCCUUGAUGAUGCCGCGCAUUUUGAUUUUCCAAGACAGUUUGGGCCUCAAGAGUGGUCUCUGUUAUCUGUAGGAGUUGAAUUAUUGGACCGAGCAGAGAAUGUAUCAGUAGUGGCUGUUUUGUAUAAGGAUCUUGCAUCACGCUUACCGUCGCUUCGAAGAUCUGUAGAAUACAAGGCUGGUCGGGAAGUGGAAUACCGAAUGUCAUCUGCGCAGACGCAGCUCUCGGCCAAUGGAGAUAAUAUCGAUCCUACAAUGCAGCAUACUGUAACACUCUUAUUUGUACACCGGAAGAAUUAUAGUUCUAUAGCGUCAAAGCUAUCAUGUGCGUUACGCACGCGCAAUGAAGCAAGCUCAUGGAUUCGCAAUGCGUGUGAAGUGCGGAUACCGGAGCCCACGCACGUAUCGUGUCGGUGUCGCGGUCUUGGAACGUAUGCAUUGUUCACUGUUGCAAGAUCAACGCUGACAGAUACAGAAAAGGACCUACGCGGAGUGGUGAAGAUUACCGUGGGUUUGGGAGGAGCUCUCUGUCUUACUGCAGCGGCUUUGCAAUUGAUAGCGCUUGUGCCGGCACGUAAAGCUCAUUUGCCUACAUUACUAAAGGCAGCAACAGCUGGUACGCAUUCAGCUGCUCUGUUUACGUUGUUGGAGUGUGAAGAUGGGCAGGAGGAAGCAUGUCCCGGGGCGUUAGGGUGGGUAUGUGCAGCUUGUUGGUGCGCUGGUUGCGGCGCGUUAUGCGCUCAGCCGCUUCUCUUGCAAGCGGAGUUGGGGUCCAGAGCGCAGCGUGCGCCCUCUGUUGGUCUAUUAGCAGGUGUGUGCAUCCUAUCUUGGCUGACAGCUCGCCUAUGGGGCGGCGCCCCACUACAGCUGGGAUCCGCCGCCCAACUUGUCUGUACCGCUGGAUGUGCUCUUCUCACGUUAUUAUGCCUGGCUCUGACCUUGUGUGCCACACUGCGACUUAGGAUCAUAAGGCAUAAAGUGCCUGCUGAACGACGCUCAUAUUUUAAAGACAGGACUCGUGCGAUUCGUCACACUGUGAUAUUGUUAGUAACGACAUCCGCAGUACAAGUGGCUGGAGUCGCAUAUGCGCAGCCAACAGAUCGUAAUGUGGCGCACGUCGCAACUUUUGCAUCAGCCGCUCUUGCAAAUGGCCUUGCAAUAUUCCUUUGCUAUGUGUUAUGCGAUGAGGAGUGCAUACGAAUGGCGCGACGUGCGACGUCAUUACCCGGUGGCAAUAGUUGCCAACAUCAACGUGCACCUGACACUUCGCUUAGCUUGUAUAUCAAGCAGAGUGGUGAAGUGGAAAGCUGCGCAGGCGCUGAAGCAAGUUCGUCUUCACCGCUUGCCACAUAUCCUCACGUGCUUAACAGUCCAAGUAUAUACAGAAGACGCUCCAAUCCUGACAUCCGUGCCGAUAUCGUACGAUGCGUCGAAUACCGGGACCAUAGCGUACGAUACGACAACAGUGUCACGCGAGUGUGUGAUUUAAUACCGCACCCUGACCCCCAUUUAGCCCGAGUGUGCGUGGAAAUGGGUGCAACUACCCCCAUUUUAACGUGCUCAGUCGACUUCGAGCCAUACACAAAACGUUUCGACACCCCAGAAGAAACUUGCAACAUCUGCGUACAAUCCAAUCCCGAUAUAUCCAAAAUUCCCUUUAAAAGUUGCCUCAAAAAGUCAAAGGAUUUAGCGUCUUCAGUAUCCCUACCUUCAAUUGAAGUGAAAAGUGAAAAUUUCAAGACUAAUAUCGAACAAGUGAAUCGAAAGUGGAAUAAAGCGUACGAUUCUAGUGAGACUAAAGAAGUGAUAAAUAAAAUAACGAACGAUCUUGACUUUUUAUUGAAUAGGACUCUGAAGAGAAAAGAUUCGACAGAACCAACUUGAAUCAAAGUGUAAAUAGCUUAAUUAUUAUAGGGUAUAUCGAAUUUUAAAAAGAAUAAUACAAUCUCACUAUAUAAUAUAUUUAUUAAUCAAAUAUGUUUAAUUUGUGCUUUUCUUAACUCCAUAAAUAUUCAAAGAAGCAUCUACUGUUUUGUUUAACAGCGUCGUUCAUUAAGAGUUGGCAGUAACUUAAGCCAAUUAGUAAAUAUUCACCACACAACUAAAUUAAAUUUAAAAGCUUUCAUAGCUUUAAAUUCGGUAUUGGAAUGUUUUGAGAUCUAUAAUUAUUGACACGAUGAACGAUUGUGAGUAGCUGUGGACUAAUUUACUUCACGUUCAUUAUUAUUCCAUAAGAAAGGGAGCG